This is a messenger RNA of Capronia coronata CBS 617.96, 2517 nucleotides long. RefSeq lists its product as uncharacterized. NCBI's taxonomy places the organism in Eukaryota, Fungi, Ascomycota, Eurotiomycetes, Chaetothyriales, Herpotrichiellaceae. The transcript has 2 exons. Gene Ontology annotation, biological process: DNA-templated transcription; regulation of DNA-templated transcription. Gene Ontology annotation, cellular component: nucleus. The record is from RefSeq and is a predicted model, not a curated record. Gene Ontology annotation, molecular function: DNA-binding transcription factor activity, RNA polymerase II-specific; zinc ion binding; transcription cis-regulatory region binding. The coding region runs from base 1 to 2517 and encodes 838 amino acids.
AUGGCCAACACCGAAUCCUAUAACCACAUUGAUCCAACCCUGCGGACGUCCUCCUUGAGCAAUCCACUUAAACCGCAUGAUACCCAGCAGUAUCAAAACGGCGCGCCUGCUGCCUAUUCUCCCAUCCAACCGUCACCUAAUACUUCCUACCAAAGCAUACAAACCCCAAACUAUUAUCCCAGCAAUCAGCCAACACAGGAAAGUCCCGAGGACCUGAGUCCGUCUGGCAACCCAGCCGACCCAAACGACCUGAAGAGGCCGCGCGCCUGUGAAGCAUGCCGACAAUUGAAGGUCAAGUGUGAGCCUGAUGACAACAGUCCGACUGGGUCGUGCAAGAGAUGCGCCAAAGCCCACAGACAAUGUGUCAUCACAGCUCCCAGCAGGAAAAGACAAAAGAAAACGGAUAGUCGGGUGGCAGAAUUGGAAAAGAAAAUCGACGCUUUGACUGCAUCGCUGGCUGCUAGAGGCGUGCCUGACGCAGACCUCACAGUCGAACCAUCAAUGGCACACCAGGCUCAGGCUAUGCGCCCUGGGACAUAUGGAGGUCAAUGGCAUGGCCCGCCACCACAGGUUGGGCCUCCGUCACCACAAGCCGCCCAACAAGGCGUCAAGAGGAAGAUCACAAACGAGUAUGAUUACUUCGGGGGUGACCUACACAAACCGGCUGAACCAGCGUUCAAACCAUCCGCACCUGUGCCGCAGUACCAUCCUGUGCAAGCCGGGCCACCAAGACCAACGGGAAACUUCACAGAACUGCCUUCCGCCGACCCUAUCGAGCUUGGUCUUGUGGACAUCAACACAGCGAGGAAAUGCUUUGAACGGUACAUGGCCGAGAUGUGCGAGCAUCUGCCCAUGGUGGUCUUUCCGCCUGGAACCAGCGCAGACCAAGUCCGGAAGAACAAGCCUGUCCUGUUCCUAGCCGUGCUUUCUGUGGCAUCUGGCACGAUCCGGCCAGACCUUCAACCCAGACUCAUCAGCGAAAUAACCAAAACCCUCGCGGACCGCAUUAUUAACCGAGGAGAGAAGUCCUUGGAACUGGUGCAGACGCUCCAGGUGACGACGUGUUUCUAUCAACCUCCUGAAAAGUACGAAGAGUUAAAUUUCAACCAACUCAUCCAUAUUGCCGCCGUCAUGGCCCUGGAUCUAGGCAUGGGCAAACGAACCAAGCCGGGUGGUGGUGGUCCUUGGCGGCCAUAUCCUGAGAACAAAAGACCAUUGACCGAUCCCAAUAGUGCCGAGACGCGACGAUGCUGGCUGGGGUGCUACUUUAUGUGUUCGAAUUCCUCCAUGUCUCUACGACGGCCAUUGUUGAUUCGCUGGAGCCCUUACGCCGAAGAAUGCAUCGAGAUACUCAACUCCUCUCCCGAUGCGCUCCCUUCAGACCGAUGGUUCUGUCAUCUUGUCCGGGCUCAGCACAUUGCGGAGGAAGUGGGACUGGAGUUCUCUAUGGAUGAUCCUGCUUCCCUUCUCUCCUUGACGGAUCCCAAGACACAAUACCACCUCAAAGCUUUUGAGCGUCAGCUGGCGGAAUGGCACGACACAGCCACCGUGGAAAUACUGAAGAAGCCGGUCAUACAACAUACCGAAGGCAUCAUCAAUCUAUACAUGCACGAGAUUGCCAUGCACCAUAACCAUAAUGUCGACGAUUUCCGCCCGCCGUUCAAUGCAACCCCGAUCGAAGGCCCUCCCGACCCCGACAAUGUGACGCCGGCUCACAUUGAAGCGUUGACUACUUGUAUUCAUGCCGCACAUGCAGCGUUCGACGCAUUCUUGACGAUGGAUAUCAGAAUGGUUCGAGCUCUGCCCACGCUCUUCUUCGUUAGAAACGCCUACGCCGCGGUGGCUUUGAUCAAACUGUACACAGCAGUGUCAGCUAAGGGCUCCAAGUUCGCUUCGAUAUUCAAGACCAAAGACCUCAAGGUUGAGUAUUACCUCGACCGACUCAUCGAAGUACUCACCAAGGCGGGCGAAAGUGGUGGUAGUAGGGUGGCCCACAAAUUCAGCCUCAUCUUCACUAUGCUGAAGAGUUGGCAUAUGAAACGUACAGAGCCUGCCAACAACGGCAGCCACCCUGUUUCAAGGCAACGGACCCCUGCUGGAAGAAGCCACCCACAGUCAGCGUACAGGGUCCUACCUCCCCAGCAGGAUCCAGGUGGUUUGGGAUGGAAUGCACAGAACAGAGCUGCCCUGGAUCAAAACGCUCAAGCUCAUCAACAACAGCAGCAGCCGCCGAGGAGUGGUCUUCAAAUGCUCUCUGAUGCUGCAAUGGGGCCCGGGCCGCCUCCACAGGCCGUGAUGGCCCAACCUCAACAAUGGAUGCAGCCAAUGAACCAACCUCAGAUGCUGCCUGGAAUUGCAGAAAUGGCCAUCCACGAGCAAAACAUGAUGCCUUAUGGUAUACCCGGCCAGGAUCUGGGGCCUAUGGAUUUCACUUCGGACGAAUUGAUGGCCUUUGGCUUCGGUGAUGAAUUCCUGGCUAUGAACUUCGGCUUCGAACAAGGCAACUGGCCGAUAUGA